This is a messenger RNA of Megalops cyprinoides (Indo-Pacific tarpon), 6100 nucleotides long. It is a transcript of the gene atad5b, whose product is annotated as ATPase family AAA domain containing 5b. Gene Ontology annotation, cellular component: nucleus. Lineage: Eukaryota; Metazoa; Chordata; Actinopteri; Elopiformes; Megalopidae. Gene Ontology annotation, molecular function: ATP binding; DNA clamp unloader activity; DNA binding. The transcript is spliced from 24 exons. The record is from RefSeq and is a predicted model, not a curated record. The coding region runs from base 67 to 5616 and encodes 1849 amino acids.
AAAGAAAGCGCUAACCAUAGCUACUGAAUUUAAAGAAGGUGCUGGUCUGUGCGGAUUGGAACAGCUAUGGCUGGGGUUGUUGCAAUGGCAUCUGUUAUUGAAGACUUUGAGACUCAGCCUCGCAAGAAACAAAGAAAGGAUGCGCCUUCGGUUCAGCCAAUCACCAACUACUACUCGCCCAGGCCGAAGGCUUUCUCGCCCCCUAAGCCCAGCAACAUCAUGGACUACUUCAAGAAGACUUCACCCGCGGGGGAGAAAAUCAACACCUCAGAGCAAACCAAGGAGAACAGGCACAAGCCCCAGGAGGUGCCCAGCACUGCAGAAACCCCUGUGAAGCCAGAAAGGACCCAGCGGCUGAAGCGGGGUAGGAGGCCAGGUAGACCUGCCAGGCUCAGCGUGCCAGCACAGGACAGCCACACGGACGCCCCCUCGCAGGUGAUUGAGAUUUCAGAGUCGAGCUGUUCAAGCGAUGGGGCGGUGUCGGCGGUCGCUGCAGGGAGACAUCUGGGGAUCCUGGGCAGCGAAACCGCUGCCCUCUUAGCUCAGAUCAGCGAGGAUGACUGCGUCACCGAACCGUCCCCGAGUGGGGGGGAUUCCGUCAUGGCAGACACACCUCCCAAGCAGUACCCCGGGGAGACCCCCAAGAGAAGAGGCAGUGCCAAAUCGUUGAAGGAGGAGGACACAGGAUCCUGCACACAGCUGUCAUGCCAGGCAUCUGUAGCAGACAGCGGGAAGAAGAGCAAGCCCGCAGCUAAGAUGGGCAGAAAGGCUAAAUCCGAUCCGCAGCCGCAGUGUGUGCCGGACGGUCAGUCUGUGUGUGACGCCAGCGCGGGGCCCGACGUAGGUGACGCCCCUCUGCUUAACGACAGCACCGUCAUCAUCUCUUUUGAGGACUUUUUACGGAGCCAGGAAGAGGGCGAUGCCAGUGUGGAGACUCCUCAGAGUGAUCCUGAGGUGUCCGGCGGGUCCCCUGCUGCUGAAGAUGAGCCCAGGUCUUCCCAGCAGGUGUCGCCGCGAACCCUCACCGUCCAAGCAGAGGUGCACCCCGUCUCUCAGCGAUCUGAGCUAGCCAGGACUGCUGACAAGAAGCUGGCGUCGAUCUUCACCAGGAGGCGAGGGGGUAAUGGUGGAGACGGCAAACCAACAGCCUCCUCUCCUCCCCAGGAGAAGCCAGAACUGCCGGUCGCUCCUGUUCGGAGAUCCAACGUGGUCCUGCAGGAGGAUGAGCUGGAACUGGCCAUCAUUGAGUCCAGCUCCACGGCCAAGUGCAGCCAGGAAGAGAGGAAACAGUUCAUGAACGCCUUCAAGCAGCCCGGCCUGGAAGCUGCCAAAGGGAGACAGAAGAAGGGCCCUGGCAAGCAAGGGGAGACGGGGGGGAAAGGCCAGGCGGAGGAGGUGGAGGCAGAGGCACAUGCAGAGGCUGCAGGGGAGGAGCAGGGACACAAGGUGGAACAGGAGAAGCCUGCCAAGGUCAGAAAGAGUGGAGGCAACAAGCUCAGGAAGAGGGUCAAGAAAGGUGGAGAGACGAUAGCCCCUGUCCCAGCUGCAGUGGAGGAGCCAGUACGGAUAGAGACCGAUAAAGAGGCUGAUGAGCAGGGCUCUAUGAGUGAUGCUCAAGCCUCCACCCCAACUGUAAAGGAGCCCCUUAGGAGGUCUGCCCGCGCCCGUCCCUGUAACCUUACCCCUGUCUCAAAUGUGGCUACGCCUUCCCCUAAAACUAGGAAUAAAGAGAGGCCUGAAAAUCAGGGAGUGGAUGCGAGUGACUCCACAGAUGUCUCCACACCUAAAACUCACAGGUCCAAACACAACAUGUAUACGGCUGAGCUGCUCUCGCCCCCCGAUGAUAAGGAGAGCCCUAUCAGGAUGAGAAUUCGACGUGUCUUUCCAAACCCUGAACUCAAGUCUGGUGACACAAGUGAUUUUGAAAUACUGAGUCCCUUGGCAGCUCAGAAGUCUGCUGUAUCCAAGAGCAGGAAGCAGGCCAAAAAGCUGGUCCAGAAAGCCCGGGCUCUCCAGCAGAAUAAGGUGGCAGCUGCUAGUGAUAAGGGCUCCUUACGACGCUCCUCCCGAAAUCAUGAUGUCAAGAGUUACUGCGAAGAAGAGGACUCGGUGGUGUGUUUGGAAGACCAAAAGGACUCUGCUCCAGCAGCACAAAACCAUGUCAAAGCUCAGAAGCAGCUGCGCAGUUUGAAUGAUGUUUUAGGGAAGAGUGCAGCUGAGGGAAAGGCUGCCAAAAGCACUACAGUCUCAAAAGUGGCACCAGUGUUCCUUGGGAAAAAGGCACAGAAGCCCGCAGCUGUCAUCUCCAUAUUUGACGACAGCAGUCGUGAGGGGUCUGAGAACUCUCAGGAUGACGAGCAGUUCAAAGCCCGGAGGGAAUUCCUGAAGAGCGGCCUGCCGGAGUCCUUCAAGAAGUCAAUCGCCAGAACGGCAGCCAGCCGAGACGCCUACUCCCUGGCCUGUGCGUCCUUCCAGGCUGUGGUACAUGUACUGCAGAGGCCUGCAGAGUGCCCCCUUUGGAGUCUGCCGUGGCCUGCGUCUUCAUUGCUGAAACACCUGAAAGAUUCUUUUCUGGAACCCCCAAAACCAGUUUUAACUGUAGGACCGCUUGACUGCAUCAAGACCCAGCCUGCGUUGCGAUCUCACACCAGCAAGAGCUCAGGUUGGAGGGAGGAUUUCUCAGAGGAUGUCCGCAAGUGCCUGCUGGAGGAGAUCAGGUCAUCCAACCCUCCAUUCCCAGUGAGAAGGUUCUUCACCUGGUUCCUGAAGAGGCGUGAGGAGCAUCAUCUGCAGUGUGCGUCUUCCGAGUCUGACGCAGUCCCCAAAGCCUCCAGUGCUCCCAUACUGCCUGAGAUUGGGGGGAAGCGGAAGCGCAGGCAGGAGGGGGAGGGAGUAGGGAAGCUGUCCAAGCGACGGAGGUCUGCACGAGGGGAGGACGGGGAGCCCAUCGUGAUCAUAGACACUCCUCCGGCUGUCUGCACAAGCGCCGCAGGACCUACUGGCCCUCCCACCCUGGCACCGGCGAGCCGCAGUAGGCUAGGCCGAACCCUCAGGAGCAGGCAGCCGCCACAGGCGAUGGAAGACCCUGCCGGGGUGCAAACGCCAGCCCGAAACGGCCCCGUAGUCCUGCUGGAGGAUACUCCACCACCUGGGAACACUGAGAAAGAUGGUGUGAAAGAGGAUGUGUUGUGGACAGAGAAAUACCAGCCACAGCACUCCAGUCAAGUCAUUGGGAACUCAGCCGCAGUGAAGAAGCUACACAGCUGGUUGAAGGAGUGGAAGCUGAGAGCUGACCGUGAAGAGAGGAGAAACCAGAAGGAAAAGAAACAAGAAGACAACAGUAAUGACUCAUGGGACUGCGGCGAUUUCCGGGGGGAGGAGGGGGCAGAGGAGGGGGAGGAGCUACUGUGCAACACCCUAUUGAUCACGGGCCCCUCUGGAGUGGGGAAGACGGCUGCAGUUUACGCCUGCGCUCAGGAACUGGGCUUCAAGGUCUUCGAGGUGAACGCAUCGUCUCAGCGCAGCGGGCGCCAGAUCCUGGCCCAGCUGAAGGAAGCCACUCAGUCCCACCAGGUGGACAUCCAGGGAGUCAACGCUCACAAGCCCUCGUACUUCAACAGCUACAGCACGGGCUCCACCAGACUUGGUUUUUCCCCACGAAAGGUGGUCUCGCCCAGAAAGGUUGUGUCCUCCCCCAGGAAGCCGCCUCAGUCACCUCGAGGCGCACCCCUUAAGAGAGGUGCUUUAGCCCCCACUUCACUGGCCAACUUCUUCAAGAUGAGCGGAAAACCCAAGGGUAAAAACACGGACGGUCAGGACAAGCAGGUUCAAAACGAAGCUGGCCCUCAAAAGAAGCUGGCCCUUGCAAAAGCAAAAGAGAAUGUUCCGAAGAGCAAGGACCCCCCUGGAAAACAGUCAACGGACAAGAAAGAGGCUGUGACAGAGGAGCAGAGUAAAAAGACUGCCACAUCGCUCAUUCUGUUUGAGGAGGUUGAUGUCAUAUUUGAUGAUGAUGCGGGAUUCUUGGCUGCAAUCAAAACCUUUAUGACCACAACCAAGAGACCUGUGAUCCUGACCACUAGUGAUCCUACAUUUAGUAUGAUGUUUGAUGGCUUCUUUGAAGAGAUCCAUUUUAAAACGCCCUCAGUGGUGAACGUUGGGAGCUACCUGCAGCUCCUGUGCCUGACGGAGAACUUGAGGACAGACGCACGAGACCUCACCUCCAUGCUGUGCUGGAACAAGUGUGACAUCAGGCAGAGCCUGCUGCACCUGCAGUUCUGGACACGUAGCGGAGGAGGACAUGCGUCUCACCGGCCGCUCCCACCCAUGGACCCCACAGGGGAAAAGGAGCCUACAGUGGCUGUGGAUGCAGAGCGAGAGAUGGAGAGGCAGGGGCCACCAGCCAACGUGCCUCCCUGUGACACUGGCUGCACUGAGAGUCUGCUGGGUAUCCUAAACGUUGAGAGCACAAAGGACGUCCACGACAUGCUCAAGUGCAAGUCCUCGACAGAACCGGAGAGCGGCAGGUGUUGGGAGCUGCUAACAGAGAGCUGGAGGAGAGGAGUGGACUUAAUAUACUCCAACAUGGAGGACCUCCUGCCUCUGCCUGUUGGGGAACUGCCAAAACCUGUCCACCAGGAGCAGGAUGCACCCAACCCCAGGCCGCAGAAUGAGGCAGAAGUCCAGAGCACCAAGCUGCAGGCCUGUGAGCAGUCGGACGAGGCAAGCCCUCUGAAAGUGUCCUCCAGGAUGAAGAACAAGAAAUGCUCGGUUUUGAAAGACAGAGAUGUGUUUCAGUCUGACUCUGACUCAGAUGAUGGUUUCCUCUCGCUACCCAAAUGUAAGAAAGCUCCUACCUCGAAAGCAGAGAGUAUCUCUGCUGGCACUGAUGGCCUUCAGUUAGGCCCUGUAGGAGAGGAGCAACCACAGAGAUCUGCACCUGUCAGGUUAAGGAAGGCGGACCGGUCCCCAGCGGAGCAGAGGGGCACUGAACUGGUGUCCCACUGCCUGGGCUCCCUGGCCGAGUUUUUGGACCACAUGUCCUUCCUGGACUCUUCCCUGCACUGCCACCACCUGCAGACAGAGGGCACCUGCAGGCCAGGGUCAUUUGGCUGGACUGGGGCCGAGAUUAAGAACGGGCUGCUGGACGAGUUGAGAGUGGAGGAUGGUGGCAGAGGAAGGUGGGAGAACUCGGCGGAGAUCCGGGCCAUGGUGGAGAGCAUGAGCUUCCAGAAGUGCCAGGCAAGCGUCUCCGAGGUGUGGGCGGGAGCCCAGCGGCUGCAGGAGCUGGGGGAGCAGACCACGAGGGAGCUCACCCUCCCCGUUGCCCCUCACAGACGGAGCUUUAGUUUCAGUCAGACCACUCCCUGCGAGCCCACUGUGGUGCAGCAACGGUGUGAGGUCAUGAAGACGGUGCUCACCAGCAGAGCGUUCGGGACACUGGGCAGCAAGUCAGUCACGGCCACAGACUACCUGCCUUUUCUCCGAACUGUCUGCAGAUCAGAGAGGUUGAAGGAGCAGGGGAAGCUCAAACGCAGGUUCUUGCAUUACCUGGAUGGCAUUCAUCUUGGCCUUUCAAAAAACACUGUCCAACUCCUGACAGCUGACUUUCCUUGACAUGUUCUGGCCUUCUAUUUGGUCUGUUAUCAUGAACUGAAUAAAAUGUUUGUAAUCUUUUGUACAGUGAUUACUUGCCCAUGCCAAUAUAUGCAAGGUGAUGUUUGUUUUGAUGUUUUAUUCUUGUAGUGGCUUUGUACAGGCAGCAACAAGUCAAGUAUCUCCAGUAAUGUAUUUUUAUACUGUGCUUAGCAUUCUGAAUGUUUUAUAUCAAGAAAUAAAUUUGCCUCUUGACAGCAAACUCUAAUACAAUCAUAUUGUUUAUUAAACAUGGUGUUUUCUAUGUAUGAUAAAUUGAGUGAAAUUGGUGAAAAUUAACCUUGUUUUUGUAAAUGUGUGUAAAAUCUGAUGUUUGUAUAACAGGAAUUUGAUGUGGUUGAAAAAACACUUGCUGUGCUUUGUAUAUUGUGCCAACAGAGAUGGGUGAGGAACGGCCCCUAAAUCCGUUCAGGCAUACAGUAUGUGAACUUUCAUUUAAAACAAA